Nestor notabilis (Kea) is the source of this 197-nucleotide messenger RNA. RefSeq names its product mitochondrial ribosomal protein L51 (gene MRPL51). NCBI's taxonomy places the organism in Eukaryota, Metazoa, Chordata, Aves, Psittaciformes, Psittacidae. The annotation marks the transcript as partial. The record is from RefSeq and is a predicted model, not a curated record. Gene Ontology annotation, biological process: translation. Gene Ontology annotation, molecular function: structural constituent of ribosome. The transcript has a single exon. Gene Ontology annotation, cellular component: mitochondrial large ribosomal subunit.
GUGGCUUCCAGAUCCACCCGAAGAAACUCAUUGUGGGGCCCACGUGGCUGCGAGGCUGGCGGGGGAACGAGCUGCAGAGGUGCAUUCGUAAGAAGAAGAUGGUGGGAGAUCGGAUGUUUAUAGAGGACUACCACAAACUCACCAAGAGGAUCCGGUACUUGUACAAGCGUUUCAAUCGCACUGGGAAGCACCGUUAG